Myripristis murdjan (pinecone soldierfish) is the source of this 7502-nucleotide messenger RNA. RefSeq names its product interleukin-6 receptor subunit beta-like. The record is from RefSeq and is a predicted model, not a curated record. The transcript has 13 exons. Lineage: Eukaryota; Metazoa; Chordata; Actinopteri; Holocentriformes; Holocentridae. The coding region runs from base 5264 to 7120 and encodes 618 amino acids. Gene Ontology annotation, molecular function: protein binding.
UUGAGUAGGACCCUUAAAGGUUUGCCUGGAGACACAAUCCCAGAUUGGUGCUGGCCUUUACACUGGGUUGAAGAAACCAUCCAGCACAGGAAGUUCAUUUACCUAACCUCCUCUGCUUGUGUUCACUGGUGAUUUGGUGAUUUAAGGAUGGGUCUACUAUCUAUUAGUGGUUUACUCAUCAGUCUUUCUGAGCUCAGAACACAGGCACAGUGAACCCUCUGCACUCUGUAAUGACAAACUUACCAAUCACUCCUAAUGGUGUGUUGAUGAUGGGGACUAAACAGUUUAUUAUGAUGGCCUGUACCAGGGCAAUGCAGUGGACUGGAUAUUGUGAAUACAGACUUCACUCUGGAAGCACAAUGUAGGUAGUGCGAGCCAUGGUGACAGUGCGUACUCACCGGAAACAAGCUGCUGGUAAUCCGUUCAUUUACUAUGUCAGAAAGAUGUUGGACAAUGUUGACCACUGUUGCCUCAUUUUCUCAAUCAAUGUGGAACAGCUGGCUACAGCUGGAUUUGUGGGCAAGACCAUCCACUAAGAAGAAAUACCUGUGUGUUGUUAUGUGUCCUAUCUUUUGCUGGGGCAAUGCAGGCGCUGCAGCUAGUUCAAAUCUGUCAUUGGAUAGUAGCACAGCAGUCAAAACACAGAGUAAAACUCUGAGUGUCUCUUCUGAAUAAUUUAUUUAAACACAAAUUUCAUUCUCUACUGAAUCUGUAACACCCUUUCCUUUGUUUGUCCAUUAAGAACUCUCUCCACUACUGCACUACCACGCUGUCCUCCACUCUGUCUGUGGACGUUGGAUAAGAGACUUUCUACUUGAUUUGCCUCACACUUUGUUUGAAUAUGAAGAACUAAAUCUAAAGAACAUUUUUCUUUACAAAGUUGAUUUGAAAGUUGAACUCAUGUGUGAGCACGAGACAGUACUUGGACUGGCAAAGUGAGAUUUUAGUUUUGGUUUUGAUUGUGUGGAGGUUUUUUUUUGUCCUUGUUCUUGUUCCUCAAUUUUCCUUGAGUGUUUACAGGACAAGUAGAGAUUUACCAAGGUGUACAGCCUUGUCAUAAUUUCUGGCCUCCAUUUCUACCCUGUUUUGUUAGCACCGUUAAAGGCCUAUGUGCCCUUCAGAAUAGGCAUAAAUAAACCAUUUGUAUUGUGUAAAUACUACUAUAGGUAAUUAAUUGAACUCAAACACAGUUACUCAGGUUCUACAACUUUGAUGAUCUCCAAGCCAGGUUUUUGUGACUAACUUGCCAUGAGCCUCCAUGGACAGGUGCCCAUAUUGAGUACACAGUUGGAAUAGUGACUUUUUAUUUGUUAGGUGGGAAUAAGCCACAGUUUAAGAGUGUUAAAACUUGGAUUUGGAGUUAUUAUUGUGGUCCAAAGAUCAGCCUACCAUUAAACAGAACUGUUCAGCCACCUCCUGCUUUCCUCUUUAGGCUUUUGAUGUAUUUUAGCAAGGUCCCUCCAUUGAAUUGUAGGCUCAUCUCCCAGUGUUUAUGUGUGCUCAAUUUUCCAAAAACAUCCCAGCUUUGUGCUUCAUUGUGAUUAAGUCGAAGACAGAUAAUUAUGCUGCUGGUUUGCUUUUGGAAAACCCAGCCGGGGCGAAGAGUGCCACUUUGAAAUGAACAAAAGCUAACAAUGAAGAAGCAAUAUGCCAAGUAACUUGUAAUCAGCGGUACUCUUCUUGUGCUGAAGUGAGCCAGAGCCAGGCUGUGCUGUGGAUUAGACAAACACAGGAAGUGCUUCUCGUUCCCUUGAAAUGUUUCCUUGAGCUUCCUGACUUACCUCUGCAAGACACAUGGAAAUAUAAUAUAGUGAAAUAUGAAUAUGACCAAAUACCACAUUUAUGCAUAUACACAUGAGAAUAGAUUUCAAAAUUCAAUGUCAAUACAUGUGUUACAUGCAUGUGUUACAUACAUACAAUACAUUAUAUAUAUAGAUAUAAAUAAAAUAAGAAGCUAAGAAGUAUUGACAAAAUUGUAAUUCUUAAUGUUAAGUAUGUAUUCUGAAAUUGUUUUAUAGCACAAAUUGAUUUGUGCUGUAAGAUACCGCUUAACAGGAAACAGGAGCCUUUUCAUAUAUUUUUAGCAACAUUUUUUGACUUAUAGUAUACAGUAUAUUAUAUUUCCUCUUUUUCAAAGAGCUAAAGGAAACGUUACAAGGUAAGAAAAGAUUUUUUGGGUGGUUUAAAUCCAGCCUCAUCUUGCUUCCAUCCAUCCCUCUACUUAUUCCCCGUUUCUGUCUGUAAAUACGUGAGCUCUUCCUGUGACCCCUGCUUAGAGCCGAGCCAGUUUCAGAUCAAUGUUUGUUUUGUGUUUGCCUGUUUACACGAGAGGGGUUCAGGACAAGACCAUCAGGGCAGGAAAGGGAGUAGAAACACUGCCUUUUGCUAAUUUUAUUUUUAAGCAAUUUAUAUAUUGUAUUGCUUCCGUUGUGUAUGUUGGUUUAUAAUUAUUCUAUUUUGUAAAAAAAAAAAAAAAAAAGAAAGAAAAGAAAAGAAAAAGAAAGAAAUAUUAAAUGAAGGUGAAAUAUAUUGCUUUUGUAUUGUUAACUUGAAGGCUGAUACAGUGGCGUGUCUUCUUAGUUUUACUUUGUGGGUACCUGUACGUAAAAGUGAGAUGAGCAGUGUCUAGUGACUGGGGACACAGAUCAUAUAGUCAGUCAAAUAUUGUAAAAUAAUAUUAGUUUCCACAAGUAAUAUCAGCAAAUUUGCUAGCAUUUCAGCAAUAUUGAAAAACAUUCUUGAACUUAGAGUGUCUGUUGAACUGUUGUUCAAAGUAUGACUAAUUUAUUUUCAAUCCCGAUCAGAAAAUCGAGCAAAGCAGUUUUCAUUUCAGCCACAACUGUGCAGCACUAUAGUAAUUAAAUUGAGUUAAUGCUGCUGAAACUGAAUACCAUUCUCAGGGGAAAGCAGAGCCUCCUUAUACUAAUUAAAUUAAGCCACUGGGAAGGUUUUUUAAAGCAAAAAAAAAAAAAAAAUCCCAGCCUAAAACAGACCUGACAUUGCUUGUGUUAUCCUGGCGAGAGCGUUCUUCAUUUGCGAACAUGAAGCUCUCCUUGAGCUGCAAACACGACAGUCGCUGCUCCCUCGGGGGUGCAAACAAGAAUCAAAUUCUGCAGCUGCUCCUGCUCACACAGUGACAGAUUGGCUUUUGUUGAUUUAGUGAUAUUACCUGUGGCUCUCUUCUCAGUCAGAAGGGAACUACUCUAAAAUGAAGCUCAUUUAAAUAUAAAAGUAGAAACCUAAGCAAGCACUGUAGGAGCCGAGCCUUGGUGAAGAGUCGGGGGCCCGCGGGGACACGCAAGACUCACCUGUGCCUAAUUGUAUACAGCACAUGUGUCUGUUCCAGGAUGUCCGGUUAGAUGAGCCCAUUGUCCUGCUAAAUGUCUGCAAAGCCUAUGCAUUUUUAGAGUUUUAUUUACUCCCAAAAGGGGAAAGUCUUCAAGCAGGAUGAAUCUCCAGCAGAGCUAGUGCCAAGUCCACAAAACAGCCUUUGUAUUUCUUAGUGAAAGAGAGCACUGCAUAUAAAUUAUUAAAAAGUAUUUGUAAAUUAUUUUUUAUUAUUUUACUUAAGCCAGUGUUUCCUAGAUGCCAGGUAAUGAAAGAAAGUUGACAAGAAAGGGGAAAAUAUAGCUCCUCUUCAAGGCUGCAGAUACUUUUGUAGAUUGGCGCCUCCCAAUGGCUGUGAGAGGUAACUGUUAGACUUUUUCAGACCUGAGAGAGAGACACUGCAGUUGGGAAACUUCUGUGCGGCGGUCCCAUUGUGUCAUUUAGGUUAAGACGGGUCUAUUUUUAUAUAAUUACUAUAUCUUGUCCAGCACGGCUUUAAAUAAAAAGCAGAAGCUCCUCUAGUGUCUUUCCUUUCCCAAGAAACUGAACGACCCUCCUGUAAUUAUUUCAGGCCUUAAAGUCGAGCUCCAUUUCCAUUUUGUUGUUAUUGCUCCGGCUAUGGUUUCUAGCAUUUGCAUAUGUUUAUGUUGAAAGAUAUUAACUGCAGUAUCUAUAACUGCAGGAACAGUGGGAUUUUCUUUGUGUAAAUUUUUCCUCAACAGCACAGACUUGAGUAUGCUGUGUGUUUGUGGCUCAUGAAAUUACCUCAGUUAAUGUAAUGCAGUUAACAGAACCUAAAAAUAUCUAAAGUUAUGUUCCUUCUGAGUACUGUGGUAGUGAAACAGAUGUCUUGGUGCAGUGGGACAGAUUUCUUGAUGAGAACAAGGACAUAGUUCAACUGCUGUGGAGGAAGGGCACAAUAUGACGUUGUUGUUACGUAGCACUUUUUCCAAAUCAUCUAGAAAGUGUAAAUGUUGUUUUAAUUUUACUCCAAUUAGGUGCAAUUUUUAUUCAUUUGAAGAGACAAACCUACAGAUAACCGGUAACCUACAGAAGACAGGAAAUGGAAAUCUUCCCACACCUUAUCGAAAAUUAAAAAAAAAAAAAAUACCAGUAGGGUUAUUUUAUUCAUAUUUUGCGUCUUUGUAUUCUACUACGAGAUUAAAAAAAAUGAAAUAUAUGCAAAUGAGGCUUUUUUCAGCAUAAUAGACACAGCUUUUAUUAUUUUUAUCUUCCAAGUCUUGUCCGACUACAAUCCAGCAGAAAUAUAACAUCCAUAAACAAGUUAUUUUUGCAAGUUUAGAGAAGAGUUGAUACAGAAAUCUUGUAUGUACCGAUCAAAAUGUAAUUUUUCAAAUUUUUAGUUAAGUGCUCUUGACAAAAGCAGGUUUGUCACCAAGUGUGUCAGCGCCUCCAUGUUGUGUUGUCCUCCCUGUGUUGUCCUCCCUCUGGCAUUACAGGCUGUUUUGGAUGAUGAGCCCAUGCUGUGAGUGGAUGUGUGUAUAUAAAUUUCUUGUGUAAAGCAUUUCGGUGAACUGUUGUGCAUCAGGAGAGGAAACAUGAUAUUUCCUUUUGGCGUCAUGCUGCAUCAGGGGGAGUGCAGAUUAUUCAAAUGAGGAAAUGGGUUUGGUUUCCCUGAGAGUCAGUACCUCCUCCCCCUCCUCUGUCCUGUGACUUAAAACCCAGAGUCAAAGAACUCCAGAGCUCAGCAGGGCAGCAGCUGGAUCUCCAUGUGUCCUGCUCAUGGCUGGUGAAGGCUGAAGAAGAGCAGAGAAGAUUAUUGGAUGACUUUCUGGGACUUUCUGUCUUCCCUCCACCUCUAUUGGAGCCUCACUGUUGUCUGCAGACAGAGGGGACCUGGUCGUCUCUCCCAGCCCCGACUACUUGCCCCAAUUUCUGUCUUCCUGGAGCUGAAACCCUUCACCUCGGCCUCACAAUGGACAGGCGCCUUCUGACCCAAGUGACGCUUUGCAUUGCUUUUUGCUGUGCUCUUCCUACAGAGUUGCUCCUCAGCCCAAGCCAACCUCGCUGUGUCAUCACUGCUUAUGAAAAAAUGACCUGCCACUGGACGCCCCAGAACAACUCUCCCUCGGACACUGUCUACACUUUAGAGGUUAACAAAACAAGCCCUUUUAUGUCGACGCCCUUCUUCAGCUGUGCCAGGAUCAGUCAGACACACUGCUCCAGCAACAUAACUUCUCCUGACCGCAACUUCUGCGUCAGGGUCAUUACUCACAGCACUCCAGAGGCCAGCUCACCCACUCUCUGCAUCAAUGGCAUGGAUAUUGUGAAGCUGCGCAGGCCGGUCCUGUCUGAUCUAAGGUCAGCCAAAGUCAAGCCCAGGUGUCUGGAGCUGUUGUGGCAUCAGCCUAAAGGUUUUGCUCCGAGCCGUAACUCAAUCUGUUCUGACUCUGUGGAAUACGAGCUACAAUACAACACAGAUGAUCAGCCUGAGUCCCAGACAGUGCAGGGUAAUCUGGGACAGCAGCAGGAUAGCAAGCAGUGUAAAGAGACUCUGGAGAAAAACAAGGUGGUCCGUCUUGGAGGCCUGUGUUCUUUCAGCCCAUUCACACAGUACCAUGUCCGACUCCGCCAGCGCUAUGCCAGUGUCUUGAGUGACUGGAGUGACUGGAGCGACCAAGUGCAAAGCUGCACUGGGAUGGAAGCACCAGCUACUGCCCCACAACUCUGGAGAAGCAUAAAGCCCGCAGACACUCCUCACCAGAGAAAGGUGACUCUCCUGUGGAAGUCUCCUCCCAAGAGUCAGACAGCUUGUGCCAGCCUGUGGUUUAAUGUGUCCUGCCAGUCUGGAAACUCCCACAAUGCUUUGCAAACUGAAAGCUGCCUGAGCGUGACAAACACUUCCUGUGAGCUGAUCCUGCCCGUGACGCGCUCCUCCUGCUCUCUGACCAUGUCCAACUCAGCUGGCACCUCCCCUGCAGCCCGGGUCACGCUGCACGCCCCCACAGACACAGUGCUCAGAGCCAUGAAAACGAUCAGCGUGGAAGCCUUGAGCGACUCCACGCUGAAGGUCAGCUGGUCGGCGGUCAACCAUUCCUCACCCACUGGCUUCCUGAUUGAGUGGGAGUCAGCAUCAGAAACAGCUAGUCAUAGUUUACACUGGCAAAGACUGAGCCAUGAGACCAGCAGCAUGGUCAUCACUGAUCUCCUGCCGGAAGUGCGAUACAUUGUGAGUGUAAGGCCCGAGUUUGGCAAUGAGAGCGGUGAAGAAAUUUCAAACCAGACCUACACCAGACAAGGAGUGCCCUCUACUGGCCCCAGGCUGCACGUGCAGGAGCAGAGCAGCAGCGCCAUUCUCCUGGUGUGGGAGCCUCUCCCUGUGAAGCAGCAGCACGGCUUCAUCACCAAGUACAGCCUCUACUGCCAGAGGGAGGACAACACAACAAAUGAGGUGUACAUAGUGCCAGGUGACAAGCUGCACUAUCGUCUGAGCGGUCUGUCUGGAGUCUACAGGAUCCACAUGACAGCUCACACUGUGGCAGGAGAGGGGCGUCCCAGGCCGCCUCUCUGGGUCACUGUAGUGGAGGACUAUUCAGUCAGGAACAUCCUGUUUUGUGCUGUCCCUCCUCUGUUUGCUGUGGUUUUGCUCCUGCUCAUUGUGUCAUCGAGACGGAGGAUAAGGCAGAGUAUCUGGCCCCAAGUUCCCGACCCCGCCCUCAGCAGCCUGAGAGCCUGGACCUCCAACAUUGGACAUCCCAAGAAAAACUUUUAUUCUGAAGGGAUGGAACACACGUCCAUAUGUGAUGCACUGCAAGACGAAGAGUAUUGUUAACACUACUGGUUUUUCCUGACUGAAUACACUGGGAAAAAUAAAUAUAGGCACACAUAUCUGACGAAUAGCAUGUGCUGAUGUAUUCUGUGCUUGUGGAACUUUUAUCAUCCUGCUGUAGACCAAAUGUAAAGCACUGUAUUGUAGCCUCAAGAUACCUUUUAUACCUCUGCUCAGCUGUCACAGACUGGCAGCUCUUCUGCAGGAUCAAGAAGACAGUCUGUCUGUCUGAGAGUAAUUACUUUCCUCAAGUCUCUGCUGCUGGGCCACUUUAUUUGUGUUUUGAGUUAGAGUUUCACCUUUAAGCUGCCUAUGAAAUGUGUAUGUGACAUUUCUCCUUAUUAAAAGAAUGAUGACCAAUAGAUUAAAACAUGUAAGGGCAAUA